Molecule: messenger RNA, 769 nt
Organism: Perkinsus marinus ATCC 50983
Lineage: Eukaryota; Perkinsozoa; Perkinsida; Perkinsidae
Exons: 1
Source: RefSeq, a predicted model, not a curated record
AUGAGGAUCUGGGCCAAGGUCGGCCCGCCUAGUAUCAGUUUUUGGCACCUUGGUUUGGUUAUUCCCUCGAUUGACGUCAAUGUGGACAUUCUCAAGAUUGCCAACAAGGACGGUAAAAGUCCACGAAGAGAGGGAGCAGGGCCGGCGAAUUCUGGCAAGAGUUCCUGGUGGAAGGAGCUCCUUUACAAGAGCUGUUUCAUCAACAUUGGCAUUGUUAAGGUGAAGUUCACACUGCCAGGUCAUCAUUUGGGCGUAGACCUCAGCCGAGUGCGGUAUUGGGUUGUUAUAGAGAAGCUAUAUCUCGCCAAGGCCGGCCCCGUGUCUCAACUGAAAUGGAGGUUGAUUCAACUGGACGGUCAGUCUAGUAUAGAGCCCAACCGAUGGGAGGUCCUACGGCUCCCCGAUUGCUCAGUGAAUCUCAACUAUAGUGGGCCAACGCCGGAGGUUCAGAUUGUCGCCGAGGCCCUCCGCGUGGAAAUACCAGUUCUGCUGUACCGGGAAACCCUAUUGGUUUUCGGUCAUCUCAUGUUGAAGCCCGAUCCCGAAGUCUCUGGUGACGAUCCCGAGAAGGAUGUUAUUGACCCUAGCAUGCCAGCGGUGAACUGUGGCUUCGCUUUGGGCUCCUUGGUCGUGAGCGUGUCGGACCUCGCCGUUGGUCGCUGUGAACUGCUGGGUGAGAGACUCACAGGUGUGCUACAUUCAGAGGGUAGUUGGCCCGAUUAUGAUAUCAAAAUACCCUCCUUGAGGUUGGACGAUAUCGACUUGGAAG